AUGAAGGUCUCAGAGAUCAAGGACGAGCUCUUCAGGAGAGGAAUCUCGUUCCAAGGGCUGUUCGAGAAAGAAGAGCUAGUCAGAGCUCUGGUCAAGGCACGAGCCGAACAAACCUCGGACCUGGACUCCUUGGACGUGCUCAAGGACCUCGGGGGCACCGUUGUGCCCAUGAAGAGGACAAGGGCGAGAGAGAACAGCCUUGGGUCGGAGGUUCGGGUGGAUGAGAAGGACUACUUCUCUAUCGCUGUGUCACUUCCUGAACUCAAAGUCAGCAGAGCCGAGUUUGUCAUCGACACCGCGUCCACCCUCUCCAUCGUCGUCCCGAGUUUCGCGAGGACGACGCAGGCGCAGGCCACAGGGAGGACAGCCUCUGUCAACGCAGCAACGGCAGGAGGGCAGCAGCUCAGCCAGGUCAGCCUGGGAAGGACUGAGAUCAACGUCGGAGGGAGCAGAGUUGAAUGUGGGAGGUUGGAACCGAUCGUGAUGGAUCUUCCUGUGAAGGACGGGGUGGCAGGACUGCUGGGGGUCGACUUCCUGCUCAGGUUCGACGCCCUCUUCGAUCUCAAGGAAGAGCGAGUCGCGCUCGCCCGGCCCAACACGAUCGUGUCGGGCGCCUUGGGGCAGCAAGGCGCGCUCAGGGCGAUGGAGCGGGCAGGGCUGGUAGAGGUUCCCAUGUUCUUCCUGCCUCCUCCUGCAGGCUUCUAUGUCGUCAAGGUGAAAAUUGAGGUGGAAGGAAGAAGCUCUCCCGUCAUGUCAGCGGUGGUCGACAUGGGGUCGACCUUCACAGUCAUCAACACACCAGCAGCGCGAUCGGUCGGGGUGGACGAGGGAAGCCCGCUCCUACGAGACACGAACUCAGUGCUGUCAGGAGCAACUUUGCCGGGGCAGACUUUCUCUACCAUCAGGUUCCAAGAGGGAGCGCUGAAGCUGGGCAAAUGCAAAUGCUGCGUUGCAGACCUUCCCGCCUUCGUGAUGUUGGGGAUGCGCGACCGACCAGCGAUGGUCCUGGGACUUGACGUCCUGGGAGGGUCAAGGGGAAGGUUCGGUUUUUCCGCUUCUGGCAAGAGAGCAUGGAUAUCACCGAUGGAAUGA
Molecule: messenger RNA, 1092 nt
Organism: Guillardia theta CCMP2712
Lineage: Eukaryota; Cryptophyceae; Pyrenomonadales; Geminigeraceae
Exons: 5
Coding region: 1-1092 (363 amino acids)
Source: RefSeq, a predicted model, not a curated record